AUGGACGCUUCGAGUAGAUGGAAAGCUUUACUGGUUCUCGGAAUUCUUCUUUCAUUGAUUGCUUUCAUUCUCGGAUGGAUCGGUUUUGGUGUACCUGACUGGCAUACAUUCCAACGUUACAGUGGCUCUAUUACAGAGUAUUAUGGUCUGUGGGCAUAUUGUCAAGAACAAACACCUUUGUAUAAUACGGUUUGCCAACGUUGGUCAACGGCUGAAGCGCAAGUCUUCAAUGGAACUCGACCGAAUUUUAUCAGCACGGCACAAGGUUUAAUAACAACUGGAAUGAUUCUACUUUCAUUAGGUCUUGCAACAGCAAUAGCGGCUGCGAUAUUACCUCUUUUGGCGUACUUAGCAGCAGCUCUAGCUAUAAUGGCAUUUAUUUUUCUUGUUAUUGGUUUACCAAUAUUCGGGCGACAAUCGAAUGACUAUUCGAAUGUACGAGGAGAUUAUUAUUACAAUAAACGUUAUGGUUUUUGGCUUAUGGUACCAACAAUAAUCUUAGAAUUUUUAGCAGCGCUUCUAUUUCUAGGUGCCGCUUUGUUAUAUAGGAAGUCUGGCUACGGUAAUAUAGGAACUAAUCUCAGCAGCAAAACAAUAAACAUGCGAAAUCCAAUUAUUGGUGGUCAACGAAUGCUCGGACCAGCAUACGGAUUCCGACCACCAGUUCUACCACCGGUACCGUACAGUCCUCGAACAGAACCAUCUUUGCUUUCGCAAUAUCUCACUCAACGUGUAAUACCAUACGAUCGACCACCGUCCACACUUCGAAUCGUCGGUGCACUACCGCAACCAUCUAUUGUUCGUGCGACAGGUGUGCCUGUUAUACAUAGUGCACCACCUGCUUAUUAUCGAUUCGGAGAACCUGUUGGUCCACCUUUCAAACCAAUUGUCAAUUUAACCAGCGAAACUAUCGUUGGUCCUCUUAUACGUACUGCCUAA
This is a messenger RNA of Adineta ricciae, 939 nucleotides long. The record is from the annotation of a GenBank genome assembly. NCBI's taxonomy places the organism in Eukaryota, Metazoa, Rotifera, Eurotatoria, Adinetida, Adinetidae.